Molecule: messenger RNA, 3562 nt
Organism: Plodia interpunctella (Indianmeal moth)
Lineage: Eukaryota; Metazoa; Arthropoda; Insecta; Lepidoptera; Pyralidae
Gene: Mybbp1A
Product: MYB binding protein 1a
Exons: 6
Coding region: 110-3508 (1132 amino acids)
Biological process (GO): regulation of DNA-templated transcription
Cellular component (GO): nucleolus
Molecular function (GO): transcription corepressor activity; sequence-specific DNA binding; RNA binding
Source: RefSeq, a predicted model, not a curated record
GUCAGACAAACGUGGACGGACACGGACGGUCGUCGCAUUUAGCAUUUGCGAUCGCGUUUAUUUACCGAUUAUUAAUUUUUAGAAAUGUGGACGUAGUUUUAAGUGAACAAUGCAAAUCAAAAUGGGUGAUGAAAUUGAAGAAAAAGCACCGGUAACUGAACCGAAAGUGACUCCUUCUGUUCUUGACGCAUUUGAUUUACUCAGAGCAGCAAAGGACGAUGAAAAACUCAAUGGUGGAGUCAAGAUUAUCUUUCAGCUACAAAACAGCGAGAAUGAAAAGGAUGUUCACUAUGUCUUGAAGAGGCUGGUCAGGAGUUUGGGCGCCAACGUGCCGGGCAUGAGAACGGGCUAUUUUGCAACUCUAGUUACUGUGCUAACCAAACUCAGUCAAAUAACUGUUUCAACUCUCUUGGAUCUUAUCAAGAAAGAGUUGCAUGCUAAUAAGUCAUCCAAAAGUGAGGUUGGAGACGUGGCCCUGGGCCAUAUCCUUGUAUGUGGUGCUAUUUUCCGUUCCGGACGCAUGCUGCAAUGUACUGAAGAAGAGCAGAAGGAUGUGAUACAAUUGCUACUGAAAGCUAGCAAAAAGAAAUCUUAUUUGAGCACUGUGGCUCAUCUAAUUCUUUUAGACUUUAUUAAGGGGCUGGAUGAAGAACAGUUUUCCUCUAUAAUAUGGUCAAAUGUCAAAGUUGAAUUCAAAAACGACUUGAAGGAACAUACUCUUGACUCUCUCUAUUUUCUGAUGGUAGCCAAUUCUAAAUUUCCUAGCAAAGUCAAGCUGAGGAAACUUAUUGGUGUUACAGAAGUGUUGUGUGAAGAUAACAUUCAUGUAAUAUGUGAAAAACUUAUGACUGGUAUAGAUUUCAAUUCAGUAAGUCAUCCUAUCUACAAGGAAAUUGGCACAGAAAUCGCCAAUUCGCUACAUUUGAAACUAUUCUGGACUUCAGGCAUUGACAGCCAGCUUGUGAAGCACAACAGAAACAGGGAACUGGCUGCCAUGAACUUGCUCACAAGUAUACUGGACAAUAUCAAAGAGAAUCAUGAAGUUAUACCAGAAUUGAUAAGUACAAACAUGUUUAAAUUGCUCAUGGAUUGGUUCAAAGGUCUACAAACAGCCAGUAAGAUCAGAAAUAAAAGAGAUGAGGAGGAUGACCACAAAAUUAUGAUAAAAAAGGGCAAGGAGCUUUUGAAUUCAUUAGCCAAAGUAGUUAAAUCAGAGAAAGUAUCUAACACAACUCGAGUGGAGACUUUAAACAAGCUGCUAUUCAAUCCUGGUGAAAUUAAUUUUCCUGAAGUAACAGGAACGAGUAUAAUUAAAUCAAUAAUAUCUGAUCUAGAAAAAGAUGGUGUUAAGAAAAUGGCUAAGUUGUUUAAAGGUGUGCUUUUGAACACGACAAAGAAGUUUGUGAAGGUGGAUGUUGAGAGGAAUUGGUAUAACAAUGAGAGGGUGAGGGCGGCCGAACUGCUGUCUCACCUGGUCUGUCACGAGGCUGUCAAAGACGACACAGACUUCAAACUCUCGUACAUGAAGAUACUUAUGUGCUUUGGAUUUUUUAAGAUUGGUGGUGACAAGAAUGUUGCCAUUAGCGUUGACUUAUCAGCAUCAAUCAAGUCGUGCUUCUAUCGCUGCUUCACAUCCCGGUUCUCCAAUGUUGACAGCUUGGCCUCCGUCCUGUCUUCCCUCUGCAAUUUCGUGUGCAGUAUCCUGGAGAAGGAAGAAGUGAGAAAGAAACUGGAAAAACAAUUCCCGCUAGAAAGCAUGGAUUGCUGGCAGAUGCUGACACAAAUCUGCCAAAACAUUGAACAAAACGAGUCCAAAUCUAAAAUAGAUAAAGUGUUUUUAAUCUUACUUUAUCAGUUAGGACUCUUCCUGUUCUCGGAGCCCACUCAUGUUAAAGUUUCAAGAAGCUCCAUAAAAGAACUUAAAAGUUGCUAUGAACAUUAUAGGAAAGGCACGAAAAAGAAAUCAGGAAAGAUAAAAGAAGAUAUAAGUGAGGAGCCAGAGUGGAUAGAGGUUUUAGUAGAAGUUCUGUUGUCUAUUCUGUCAGUCGAGUCCAGUGUUCUUAGAUCUGUAGUACAAUGCGUUUUUAGGUUACUGUGGGAAUUUUUGACUCCCACCGCCAUUGGUCAAAUAAUAUCUGUGUUGGAUCCAGAAAGCGAAUCAAAUCCACUGACACAAAAUGACGAUUCCGAAGAUGACUCUCAUGAUGAAGAAGACGACAUAGAAGAGGAAAGUAGUGACAAAAAUGAAGAAGACAAUGAAGACAGCAACAGUGAGAUUGAAGAAGAUGAAGAUGAGGAAAUGAAGAUACCUGAACAGUUGAGAAUGGCUGUUCAGAAAGCAUUGGGGUCAGCUGUUCCAGAGUCUGAUACAGAGAGUGUCGACGCUGACAUGAUAGACGAUGAUGAAGGGAAGAAACUAGAUGCAGCUCUAGCAGAAGCAUUCAAACAAUUCCAAUCCGGCAAAUCAAAAGGAAAGAAGAAUAAAAAAGAGAGGAAAGACAAAAAGGCCCUGUCUGAUUUUAGGAUAAGAGUUCUUGAUUUGAUCGACAUAUAUUUGGAGAAGGACCCAUCAAUGGACAUCUGUUUGAGCAUGAUUGCGCCGCUGAUGAGGAGCCUGGAGUUCUGCAUGCGAGACAAUCAAUUUAGUGAACUAGAAAACAGGGUCAGGAAGACUAUAAAAACGUUAACUAAAGUUAGAAAAUUUGCUUCAACUGAUGGAGUCACAGUUGACGUUUUGUGUGACUACUUAAAGUCGAACAUUGACAAAGGGGAACGGUCUCAUUUUGUAUUUCAAGCUGUGGGUGAUGUGGUAACACAUUUUGCUAUAUUCAUCAUACAUUGUUCUCAAAAACUUGAGAGUAAAUCGGUGUCACUUAAAAAGAAAAAGAGAGACAAAUCUCCACUGGUGGAGAUCUUCAAAGAAGCUCUUCAGAGUUAUUUCAGGAAUCGUAACUGUCUUUUGCCUAUAAUUUUUUUCCACAAUGUUCUACAAACUGAGUGGGAAGGCACAUAUGAUCUUGUACCAAUUAUAAUAGAGAACAUAUUCAAUAGUGAGGUCAGGCAGUUCCGUCGUAAUGAAGGGCUGGAGCUACUAGCAGGGUUCUACAGAGCUUUGAAAAGAAAUAAACCCGACGACACAGCUGUGGCUAUAUUAUUUGAUUUAGAAACAAAAUUUGAGACCGCAUUAGUUAAGACUUUGAAAAAUGGAGAAUUUGAAGCUAAGAACAAUUAUUUUGUACUGUUGAAAAAAAUAAUAAAUGUAAUAAGAAUGUUUCAUGAAAACUGCCACAUUAAAACAAAUUUAGAUUUUAAAUCAUUGUUGGGUACUGUAGGAUCCUGUAAAGGUACAAAUAAAAUCAAAGGCAAAACUCAAACUCCUGUAAUACAAAUGGAGAAUGGAAAAGCGAAAAAACUGAUAAAGAAUAAGAAGAAGCGUAAACAAGAAAUAAAUGGUCAAGCCGAGCCUAAUGCUAAGAAGAUGCGCAAAAUUUCACAGCAAAGUGAAUGAUUUACAGAAACAUGUAUCUCUGUGUUAAGCAAAAUAAAAUCAUAUUGAUAACAA